AUGUUUCUCCAGUGGGUCUCCAAGUGCGAGCUAGUGCCGGUCUCUGCUGACUCUUACGUACUAAAGAAAUUCUCGGACAAAUGUCAGCGCGGUAUGUGCUCGAUGGUUGUAGGCUAUCUUACCGAAGAGAACGUGAAUCUUCAGGCAGUCCUUCCGAGUGGCCAUCAUAUUCGAUGGGCCAUGGAAGUGCUCGGUCACUCCUUUGCGCUACCGAUGGAGGACUCAGAGGUCAUUGCAGGCUCGCUGAACAUUUAUCAGCGCUGGCUUGGGGUGGACCUUGACUCUUUAGCUGCUAAAGGUCAAAAGGGCAGUAAAGAUCAUAGGCCCCCCUGCAUGCAAAAGGUCGAACAGACCUUUAUUCAAGACAUGCUGGGCCAGAUGACGUUGCUCUUUGAAGAGCGUUCCAGUAAUGGCAGCCCAAGCGGGAGUGUCGAGAACAACCUGGCUAAACAUGUGGUUUUAUGCACGAAAGUUUUAAAUACAUUUGAUGCACUUACAAAACAGCGCGGCGCUCAAUUGUCGAACUCGACGUGGGAUCGGUUAAUCCGCUUAGUACUCGGGGCAGCAGACGGACUGCUUCAUAAUCUACGCAAUCAAUUGGGCCACCUAUUAUGUGGCCAACUUGUAAGAGUCUUGAUGGAACUAUAUCUUCGUUCGCUACCUCAGUGCGGACCUAGGGGCGAGUUGUGGAGUCUCCUGCAGAAAUUCUGUCGACGGUGGAUUCACCGUCCGUUGGUAAUUGAGCAGUGGAAUGCUAUCACUCUUGGCCUCACGCAGAGCCUGAUGAAGCAAAUUUACGAUCGGGACGCAUCAAAAGAAAUUGAAGUCUUAUGGGCCGAUACCCGGCAGCCGUCCAGGUUUGAAUUGGAGAGUCCAAUGCUUGCCUACGCGUGGUACCGCCUACUUCGCGUGAUUGGCCACCCUUCUGCGAUUUUUGACCCGGACGUUUAUCUUGCUGCUGUGAAAGGAGUGAGUCGUCUUGCUGAUGAGUUUGCAUGCAUCGAAAAGUUGCCACGUGUCCAGUGGGAGCACGUAUUAGGUGCGCUUAAUCAAGCCCCGAACCGCAACAGUCCGGUAUUCAAAGGAGUCCAUAAUGGAGAUAAUGACGCGUCAAAAGACCUGUCAACAGCCACUCUAUCAAGGAUUCCUGAUCAACCACGAGCACCACCCGAUGUCAACACUAUUUUGCGCUUGCUUGGCCCUUGGCUGUUUGACGCGUGCUUGACUCGCAAGCCACGCUUUGCAGCAGGUCGUAGCGAGGCUCUUCGUUGCCUUGGAAAGCUCCUGUGUCAUUAUUCUCAUGGUCGCUCCAAACGUGUGCAUUGGGCCUACAGCGUUCGCAGCCUCAUGGCGUUGCAAAAUGCGCUGCUUGAUGACGACGAACGGAUCGCUGCUUCAGCAGUGUACAGUUGGUCCAAAGUAUUUUGUUUAUUCGGUUCCCAGACACUUCGUGGUGCAGGCGUUGUUGCGGGGCCAUUUCACAAGGCAAUAGAGCGAGUGUUCCGUGCUGUGGAUCAUAAAGAUACAUCAUCGGCUUUAAGUACAAAAUCAGACGGGCGACGUGGAGGUGAUACGUUUUUUGCUCAGGAUGAUCAACACGUGGGUGGCAUCCCAAUAGUUCUGCUUCGUCGAGCAAGCAUUGAGGCCUGCAGCUCUCUGCUUACGAUCCACUCCCACAUUCCACGUAAAUUAAUUAAAGAGGCAGAAAAGGAAAUUGUUGCCCCCGCAAUGGCUGAUAUAUCUGGGUUGUAUUCGAGCUUGCCGAAGUACACUAGCUCAAAUGUUGUUGCUCUUCUGAUGAAUGCGAUUAAAACUGAGACAGACCCUACAAAUCAGCAGAUGAUGAUGUGGAUCAUGACAGUGGCCAUUCAACAGGAAGCUGCUCUGUGGACCAACGGCUUGACAUCCAGCCGUAACUCACAAGUACCUUUUACCAUCUUGCUGAUCUGCUCAAUUAUCGGCAAGUCGCAAAAGUACAAACCACCGGUACUUUUUACGGCAUUCGAAUGCCUGCGCCACUUAUCCCUGCAACAGCGCGCCAGUGCUCCGCUCAAGAUCGGCACCGUAAUAGCCAAAAUAAUCACAACCAUUGUCGAUGGCAAUGAACGAUUUCAAUCGUUGACGCCCAAUACCACAAACGUGGCUGUGCGAGAGGCUGCUCAGAAGCUGGUAAACAUGCUGAUGAAACAUCAUGUUUCGCCUACGGGUAAUGGUUGCUCAAUCGGUUUUUAUUCGUCGGAGCUAACGGAGAAGUCUGUGCUUUCACAGUUUUGUACAGUGAACGACUUGACUGACAUUUACCGCCACUGCCGUUUUUUCUCCGUAAACAAAAAUUCAAUUUUGACGGCUAUUGAAAAACCGACGAAUGCUGCUGAGUCAGGUGAAGCGAUCUUAGUGAUGAGAGACUCGACAGGCUGUUAUGUUUGGCGGUCCAAACAUCGGCACCAUGACGGAUCACGCCCGAAAAGUAUUUCUGACUUCAAUAACUUUAUUGAAAACGUUAACGACCAAAAGUUGAAGGAAACAGGAUUCGAUUCUGAUGCCAAUACCCAAGAUGAUAGCGACAUUGAAGACGACUAUGAAAGCGAUAAGGAGUCAAAAGUGAAAGAUCCGUUGCUCACGGCGAUCCGUGACACUCAUGCAAAAAAUCCGAUGACAAGUUGGCGUUCUUCACUUUCUGGCGGCAUUAUAACAGGCUCUGAAGCUAACAAAGUGUUGUCAGGCGAAGGCAACACUGGCAUGAGUGUCAUUGAGCGUAAGGCACAAGCUGGUCGCGACGAUGCCCGUGGUAGUCGAGAUGCGGUUUUUGAAAGUCUGCUUGCUUCGCAGAGUGAAGAAGACAAGCUUGCUUCCCGACCAAAGGGUUUGGCACGAGGUGAUAGGUGCUUCAAGCCGCCGCCACCAAUUAAGGACUUAGCAUUACAAACAUGGGAAAUUUCUCGGAGAAUGAUGAGUGAAUUGGGGUUCUUGUCGAUAGGCAAUUGGGGUGCUGUAUUUGCGAUGGAUUCUGCUGUGGCUACCGACUUUCUUCGUGAUCUUGAGACGCUUGACAAAUUACCCGACCGCGAAACUUUUGACAUCUCUAUUGCGUACGUGUUCACUGGCACCUCCCGAGGUGGCUACGACCAAAUUCACUUGGCGACUUCAACAGAUGUACGCGCUGGCUACGUCGAGCUUUCUGAUGACUACCGACGUUUUCUUACAUCAAUCGGCGAGCAUGAUGUCAACGACCGAACUGGAAACUCGGGAUUCAAUGCUGAUGUUGUCAAGGGCCGGAUGCUUUACUAUUCCCACUACAGUCAUAAGGCUUGCAUUUUCGUACCUACGUUGCUGGCAGAUGAAGAGCAGAACGGCGGCAGCGACAGUGACAGUGAUGCUGAAGACGGAGAAGGAUCGAGCGCAAGAAUGCAGUUUCAACACGCCAAUGUACUUAUUGUUUGGAAUGAGUGCCAGCAGACAUACCUUCCAGGGAGUGUGUUGUGGGAUGCCGCAUGUAAAAUGCCAAUGCCGACUUCGGGUGUAGUACUGGUCAUUGAUCCACUCGGUAACGAUCUUUACAGCGUUCACGUAAGCCACGAAUUCUCACCAUUAUUCGCCAAACGUGACAUCAUUGCUAACCAGGAGGACUAUGUCGAUGAGUCGGACGUUUACACUAGCCGAGUGCUGGGACCAUUGCUAGAUGGCAUGGUUGUCAAUGGCGUUUGGCUAGCUCCACUUGUCCGACAAACUGCAAUAAAUGCCGCGAUCCUUUCACGGUCCUUCCAUCGCUAUCAGCACAGCAUCGGUGCUGUUUCGUCUGCACCUGUGGGUGCAGAAGCUAACCGCAGCAAAAUCAUCUCAUCGUUUGUCGAAAAGCAUAUGCGUCCUAAGCUUCCCGGCGAAUUCUACGGUGAUUUGUUUGCCGACUUGACCGGUGAGAGUUAG
Molecule: messenger RNA, 3924 nt
Organism: Plasmopara halstedii
Lineage: Eukaryota; Oomycota; Peronosporomycetes; Peronosporales; Peronosporaceae
Product: rap ran gtpase-activating protein
Exons: 6
Coding region: 1-3924 (1307 amino acids)
Biological process (GO): regulation of small GTPase mediated signal transduction; activation of GTPase activity
Molecular function (GO): GTPase activator activity
Source: RefSeq, a predicted model, not a curated record